AGUCUAGAAAAUGAAGCUAAAAGAAAUUGAGCGAACAGCUGUCCAGGCAUGGAGCCCAGCAAACAACCACCCCAUUUAUUUAGCAACAGGAACAUCUGCCCAACAACUGGAUGCGUCCUUCAGUACAAAUGCCACUUUGGAAAUCUUUGAGGUUGACUUCAGGGAUCCCUCCCUGGACAUGAAGCAGAAAGGAACACUGACUGCCUCAAACAGGUUUCAUAAGCUGAUCUGGGGUAACUUUGGAAAUGGGUCCUCAGAGUCCUCUGGAGUGAUCAUUGGUGGAGGGGAUAAUGGAGUACUGACCAUGUACAGUGUGCACAACAUUUUGGCUUCCAAGAGUGAGCCUAUAAUUGGGCAGACAGAGAAGCAUUCAGGUCCUGUUCGAGCUCUUGACUUCAACCCUUUCCAGAGUAACCUCUUGGCUUCUGGAGCCAAUGAUUCUGAAAUUUUCAUCUGGGACUUGAAUAACUUCAGUGUGCCUAUGACUCCAGGGGCUAAAUCACAGCCUCAUGAAGACAUAAGCGCAGUGGCCUGGAAUCGGCAGGUGCAGCAUAUCCUGUCCUCCGCUCACCCCAGCGGCAAGGCUGUGGUUUGGGACCUCAGGAAGAAUGAGCCUAUCAUCAAAGUCAGUGACCACAGCAACAGGAUGCAUUGCUCAGGAAUGGCCUGGCAUCCAGAAGUUGCAACCCAACUGGUCCUUUCCUCUGAGUGUGACCGCUUGCCAGUGAUCCAAAUAUGGGACUUACGUUUCGCUACCUCUCCUUUGAGCCAGCUGGAAAGGCACACUAGGGGAAUUCUCUCUGUCUCUUGGUGCCAGGCUGACCCUGAACUGCUGUUGAGUAGUGCCAAAGACAAUCGGAUCUUGUGCUGGAACCCAAGUGCGGGGGAGGUUGUUUAUGAGUUGCCCAUACGGAGUCAGUGGUGCUUUGAUGUCCAGUGGUGUCCAAGGAAUCCUUCAGUCUUCUCUGCUGCCACUUUUGAUGGGUGGAUCAACAUUUAUUCUGUUAUGGGUGGGAACAUAGAAGCUCAGCAGAAGACACAGGCUGACAAGAUUUCUUCCUCCUUCAACAACCUGGAUCCCUUUGGUACAGGACAAGUGCUUCCACCUCUGCAGGUGCCAGAGCAAGUAGCUCAGACCACCUUGAUUCCACCAUUAAAAAAGCCACCCAAGUGGAUUCGCAGACCUGUGGGAGUUUCAUUUGCAUUUGGAGGAAAACUUAUUUCCUUUGGUUUCACCAAAGCCCCUGGACAGCAAAUGCAGCAGGCUCACCCGCACCAGGUAUUCAUCAGUCAAGUCACUACUGAAACUGAAUUCCUGCUCCGAUCCAGAGAACUGCAGAUGGCCUUGCAAUCAGAGAACCUUCGUGAUUACUGCCAGGGCAAGAUCCAGACAGCCAAGUCUCCAUUUGAUGAGAACCUUUGGAACUUCCUGAAGGUGAAUCUGGAGCAGGAGUCCAGGACUAAACUCCUCAGGCUGCUGGGCUAUAGUAAAGAGGAUCUACAAAAAAAGAUCUCUUCGUGCUUGAGUAAUGGGAUCCCAGAUAAACAGCCCCUUCCUGAGGCAGAUGAGACAAAUGCUGAACAGCCAGAUCAGCUUUUGAUAAAUUCCAGUGAUGGCAUAGCUGCUGUUUCCUCCUCUUCAGCCUUUUUUGACAACCUCAUCCCACAGAAUAUGAGCACAUUGGAGAUUCCUGUCACAGAAGAUACAGAUGGACUCAUCAGCCAAGCCCUUUUGUUGGGGAACUUUGAGGGUGCAGUGGAGCUGUGCAUGAGGGCAGAGCGUUUUGCUGAUGCCAUAAUCUUAGCUAUAGCUGGAGGGGAGAACCUCCUGAAGGAGACCCAGAAACGCUACUUUGCCAAGCGUAAGACAAAGCUCUCCCUGCUGCUUUCCUCCAUUGUGCAGCAGAACUGGCAAGAUAUUGUUUGCACAUGUGAUCUACAGAGCUGGAAGGAGGCACUGGCCAUCUUGUUAACAUACUCAACGCACGAGGACUAUACCCAGCUCUGUGACAUGCUGGGUGCUCGCCUAGAGUCAGAGGGAGAUGCAUCCCUGUGCAAUGAUGCCUGCCUCUGCUAUAUCUCAUCAGGCAAUGUGGAGAGGUUGGUGGAAUGCUGGGUAAAAAACCAUGAGACUUCGUCACCCCUUGCCCUGCAGGAUCUCAUAGAGAAGGUGAUGGUGCUGAGUAAGUCCAUCGAGAUGCUUCGAGGCACAGCAGGACCAGCUCCAGGCCCUGUCUUGGCAGAACGAAUCACCCAAUAUGCCAGUCUCCUGGCAUCGCAGGGAUGCUUGGCAGCUGCAAUGAAUUACCUGCCCAGCAGCUCUAAAGAGCUCCUGAUUGAACAGCUCCGAGACCGGCUUUUCCAUGCUCAAGGAGAGAAUGUGGGUGAUCAGCAGCCACCCCCUUUUCCCUUCCCACAAGUAGUCAUUAGAGGAGACACUAGAGUUACAAGUCCCAACUAUCAGUCAUCAUUUGCCCCCUCAGCACCUUCUCAGCCUUCAGUGCCUUCCCUCUUCACGCCUCAGCCAGUGCCAGCGGUAUCUAUGACACCUCACCACGUUGCCCCUCCCCAGGCCAGCAUGGGUCCACAAACAGGGCCCCCAUACCCACAGUACAACUUGGGCUUGGCUCCAGCAACUGUUUCAGGGCCAGCUGUGUGUCAGUCUCAGCCAUUUGGACCAGCAGGAGUCAGAUCGGUUGGACCUGCUCCCUUCCCCAGCCAACCUUCUCUGCCAGGACAGUCCAUGCCCAUGGCAUCUCCUGGUGUUUCACCACCCAGAUCUGCCCACUUCACUACAGCCUCAGUCCCAUCACCUCAGCUUCCUGCAGCUUGUCCUCUCCCUGUGGCAAGCCAGUCUUCUCUAGGUUUCUCUUCAGCAUAUUUCAGCCCAAUGAACAUGGGUUAUCCUCAGGGAGGUCCUGGAGCUCCAUCUACUCAACCUGUGCCAGCAGCCAGUGUUCCUCCUCCUCCCACAGGUUUCUUCCCUUGGCUAGAUCCCCACGUGGAUCAUUCAGCUCAGGAACCUUGGACUGAUCCUUCCACUGUGAGAGGAGGCCUUCAAAAGAAAAAGUUACCUGAGAAAUUUACUCCUCCAGCCCCCAUCACAGCUCCAGUAAUGAGCCUGCCUCCUGAGCCCCAAGGGAUUCAUCCUCAGCUGUCCAGGUUGCAGGAAUCUGGCCAGUCACCCCCAGGAGCACCCAAGGAAGGCAGCCUGCAGUAUCAGCAGCUACCUGUGGAGAGGGUUGAGAGGAAGGAGGUGCCUCCUGAGCACCAGGCUCUGAAGACCACAUUUGAAGGGUUGGUGCAGCGCUGCUCUGCUGUUGCCACUGAUCCAAAAACCCGGAGGAAGCUGGAGGAUGCGUUGCAGCGGCUGGACUGUUUGUAUGAGAAGCUCCGUGAGCAGGCGCUCUCUCCAACCAUCCUCAUGGGUCUUCAUGAAAUUGCCCGCUGCAUUGAAGCUAGGAACUACCAACAGGGUCUCCUGGUUCACACCCAAGUGGUGAGCAGCAGCAGUUUCAGUGAGGUGUCUGGUUUCAUGCCCAUCCUGAAAGUCCUCAUGACCAUUGCUGGCAAGCUGAAUGUGUGAAGUGUGGAGCAACUGGAACAGAGCACACUGAGAGCUGGUGGACCUCUUCACCUGUUGAUGUGCUGCAGGUUAUGGACUCUCCUUCUGACUCUGGAGAAAUAAGUCUGUGCCAGUGCCUGGAACUGUGCUGGGCCACUGUGCCUGGCCUCAUCCACUCUCCAGACAGACAACUGGGGCUUGGGACUCCUGGAGACUGUUCUUUCUCUUCUUUCUCACUAGUCUGAGGCCACUUCCCAGACCAGGAAUCUUAGUUUCAGGCUGUCCAGGUUGCCCAGAGCUUCUCUUCUUCCCUGUUUUCCUUGGCACAAAUGGGAAAUUCCUUCCCACCCAGGCUGACCUUGCUUUCUUGUUUUAGGGGACAAACAGGGCUGGCACCUGCAGC
This is a messenger RNA of Chaetura pelagica (chimney swift), 3968 nucleotides long. It is a transcript of the gene SEC31B, whose product is annotated as SEC31 homolog B (S. cerevisiae). Gene Ontology annotation, biological process: endoplasmic reticulum to Golgi vesicle-mediated transport; COPII-coated vesicle cargo loading; endoplasmic reticulum organization. The transcript is spliced from 27 exons. Bases 11 to 3586 code for a protein of 1191 amino acids. The record is from RefSeq and is a predicted model, not a curated record. Gene Ontology annotation, cellular component: COPII vesicle coat; endoplasmic reticulum exit site. Lineage: Eukaryota; Metazoa; Chordata; Aves; Apodiformes; Apodidae. Gene Ontology annotation, molecular function: structural molecule activity; protein binding.